ACAAUAGAUCCUAUCUACUGGACUCUCCUUGCAACCAUGGCAAAAACUGUUGUCGCCACAGGUACUUCGUCAGGCUUGGGCUUUGAAGCAAUCAAACAGCUGCUACAGCAAUCUGAGCCAUACAAUUUCAUUCUGGGGGCACGGGACGCAGCUAAAACCCAGGGCGAGUAUGAUAGCCUCAAGCUUGACACGAACAAGCACACAGUUACCGUUUUGCCGCUGGAUCUCUUAUCCCUUCCGAGUGUGCAGUCAUUCGCACAAAAUGUCCUUUCUCAAUUGGGCUCUCAAAAGCUCGACUAUCUGUUCCUUUGUGCUGGCACGCUAGAUAGUGCAGAUGGCCCGGGGCCCAAUGGAUCAUCAUGGUGCUCGGGGUAUGUAGUCAAUCAUCUGGCCCAGCAUUAUUUGAUCCAUUUGCUGCGUGAGACCCUUUCUAUCUCGCAAUCGCGAGUUGUUGUUGUUUCCUCAGGCUCCAUCCGCAAUGUGAGAGGCCAGGAUCCAGCAACACUCGACGUAGACCUUAGGGCCAACUCCAAAGCGGGGCUCAGAACUGUGUACAGUGCCUCAAAGUUUGUACAACUUCUCGGCGCAUUUUACUGGCGCCGCGAACUUCCGUCCUGCACGGUCAUUGCCGUCUCACCAGGCCUUAUCCCUAGCACCAAAUUGGCCACUGAUAUGGGUUUGUCGAUGGAUAUGCCCGAUGCAAAAACUAUACCCGAGGGGGCCCGAAACCUUCUUCGGGCAUUUGCUGUGAAUGAUUUCCCGUCUGAUUCGGAGCAGAUCUUUUUGACGAGUUGGGGGGAGUGGUGGCCGAAGGAUGUGUAUCCUUUGGCCCUUGACAAGGAACUACAGAGAAAAUGGUGUUUGACUAGAGAAGAGAUUGAGAAGGCUGAGGGGUUGGCCUGAGUGUAAAUCCUACCGCUGUUUCGGAAUUAAGGACAGAAGCUGAUCUCAUAAAUGCUGAAUGAGAAUAUCGCAAAUGAAAGCAAGUGUAUCGCGGGCAGUAAUAUCGGAUUGCAGUAAUCCUAUAUAGAGGACAAUUUACCGCCUGCACUUCUUAUACGAGAGGGGGGCGAUGCUCAACGCCCGCAAACAAACCUAAUAACCGUCGCUAUCUCCGUAGGAGUCGUAGUCUACAUUGUGAACUUCGCGGUAUUUCUCCAAUGCUUCUACUGCUUCACCAGCGGGCACACUGUUCGGUAUC
Molecule: messenger RNA, 1201 nt
Organism: Aspergillus alliaceus
Lineage: Eukaryota; Fungi; Ascomycota; Eurotiomycetes; Eurotiales; Aspergillaceae
Exons: 5
Coding region: 37-903 (288 amino acids)
Source: RefSeq, a predicted model, not a curated record